Messenger RNA from Brachypodium distachyon (stiff brome), 1648 nucleotides. RefSeq lists its product as uncharacterized. Lineage: Eukaryota; Viridiplantae; Streptophyta; Magnoliopsida; Poales; Poaceae. The record is from RefSeq and is a predicted model, not a curated record. The coding region runs from base 198 to 1409 and encodes 403 amino acids. The transcript is spliced from 2 exons.
UCCACGCCUCUUAGCCUACGAGCCGUGGAUCCCAUUAUAUAUAGAGACGUAGACGUAGCUCUGGAAGGACACCUACAGGCUACAGCCAGCGUAUCAGUUAUAGUACGUAGUUAAGCUCGAUAACGCCUUGCGAGAGAGAGGACCACUGCUCGCCGUGUUAAUUAGCUGGCCGGCUGGGUCGACACACCCGUCGAUCGAUGGUGAUCAACGGCGCGCGCGGCCGCGUCGCGCUCCUCUUGCUCGUCUGCGCGGCUGCCCGGCCUGCUUUUGCCGGAGAUGGCCUGCUCCAGAACGGCAACUUCGAGUACGCCCCGGACGGGUCCCAGAUGAACGGCACGCGCGUGACGGGGCCCCACGCGAUCCCCAACUGGGAAUCCACGGGCUUCGUGGAGUACAUCGACUCCGGAACAACCCAGGGCGGCAUGGUCCUGUCGGUUCCCGAGGGCGCGCACGCGGUGCGGCUGGGCGUGGACUCCUCCGUCCGGCAGCAGCUCAGCGUCACCAACGGCUCCUACUACUCCGUCACCUUCAGCGCGGCACGCACCUGCGCGCAGUCCGAGAAGCUUCGCCUCUCCGUCAUCCCCGGCCACGACGACGACGCUCCCAACGAGCUCCCCAUCCAGACGGUCUACAGCACCAGCGGCUGGGACUCCUACUCCUGGGCCUUCAUCGCCGCGCAGGACGGCGCCGUCACCCUCGUCAUCCACCAUGCCGACGACGGCGUCGACGACCCGGCCUGCGGUCCCAUCAUCGACGCCGUGGCCAUCAAGACGCUCACCAUCCCCAACCCUCCUUAUUCCCAAGACGGAAGCGGCGGCAGCAAGAACGACUUGCUGAGGAACGGCGGGUUCGAGGAAGGGCCGUACAUGAUCCCCGGCAGCGCGGCGUGCGGGGUGCUGGUGCCGCCCAUGGACGAGGACGCCGUGUCGCCGCUCCCGGGGUGGAUGGUGAUGUCCUACUCCAAGGCGGUCAAGUACGUCGACGUGUCGGGGACCCGCGCCGUGGAGCUGGUGGCCGGCGUGGAGGCGGCGCUGGUGCAGGAGGUGGAGACGGUGCCUGGGGCGGACUGCAGGAUGGAGUUCUCCGUCGGGGACGCCGGCGACGGGUGCGCCGCGGCCUGCGACGACGACGACGCGAACGGCAACGGCAUCGGCAUGCGCGUGACGGCGGCCGCGGGGGAAGCGAGCACCAGCGUGGCGCACUGCUCCAAGGGUGGAAGGUGGGAGCGCGGGGUGCUGGAGUUCAAGGCCGUGGAGAGCCGCACCCGCGUGGUGCUGUUUAGCGCCGGGUAUCACACCAGGUCGGACGGCAGCGGCACGCUCUGCGGGCCUGUUGUCGACGACGUCUCGCUCGUCUGCGCUUCGUCCACACCGCCGCCUGCUCGCCGCCGGUUGCUUCGUCGUCGUUAAUGCGUUUUGGAGUUUCCGUGACCAAUGGCAUGCAGUCUCUGCAGCAAAUCAUAGUAGUACGCAGCUCUCUCCUCUCUGCAGUAUGCAGUCUCCGUGACCAAUGGCAUUCGAGACGCAAAAAUCUCACAGGGAAUUCUUGGGAAAUGUUUCGUUCUAAACUUGCGUGUUACAUGAUUACAUCAAGGUUAUCAACCGCCGGUGAAAGAAUACUUUGCACAUCAAGAAGUAUUUAUUUUUUC